Thermochaetoides thermophila DSM 1495 is the source of this 3039-nucleotide messenger RNA. RefSeq names its product putative transcription factor. The transcript is spliced from 5 exons. The record is from RefSeq and is a predicted model, not a curated record. Bases 1 to 3039 code for a protein of 1012 amino acids. Lineage: Eukaryota; Fungi; Ascomycota; Sordariomycetes; Sordariales; Chaetomiaceae. Gene Ontology annotation, biological process: regulation of DNA-templated transcription; DNA-templated transcription. Gene Ontology annotation, molecular function: zinc ion binding; DNA-binding transcription factor activity, RNA polymerase II-specific; DNA binding.
AUGUCAGACAACGGAGACGCGCCCUCGCCCACGUCUGUGGCACCAGCCCAAUCAAUUUCGCCUCAAGUCCCUUCAGCUCCUGAACAGAAUUCAGCAACCGCAGCUCCGGCCGCAGCGACAACAGUGACAGCAACAGCCUCGGCAUCCACAGCAGCGACAGCGUCGACAUCAGCGACAACAGGAACAGCACCUACAUCAACGACGUCCCCCCCUAAAAAGCGCAACUCGGUAGGCCCGGAAGGCAAGGUCACCAAGAGGAGAGCAGCCAGGGCCUGCGCGUCAUGUCGAGCCCGCAAGGUGCGCUGCGAUGUCGUUGAGGGUGUCCCGUGUAACAAUUGCCGCUGGGACAGCGUCGAGUGCAUCGUCCAGGAGAGCCGGAGGCGGAACUGCGGACCGCCAUCAGUGGGGUCCCGGUCUGGAGGUGCCGAGGUUCUGCGUUCAAAGAGCAUCGGCGCCGCACCGCCCCUUCUGACGGCCAAUCUUGCGAAGCCGGGCUUUGUUCCUCAUGCCGGUCCCUUUUCCAUGCCCCUGACCGGGGAACAGGCCGCCGCCGCCCACCGCUUAUCCUUUGCCUCCACUGUCAGCGACUUUGCACCUCUUACGGGCGCCGGGGACCUUUCCGGUCUUUCCGGUGCCGGCCUGUCCGGCUUCAACCCCCUGGCCCCGGGCAAUCCGACGACCGCCGCGGCGGCCGCCGUUACUGCGGCUGCGCUGGCUGGAUGCACUCCGCUGCUCAACCCACUGCUCAAGCUUGAGCGUGAGUGGCCGGCCUUCAUCAAGCCGAUCCCUGACCGCAUUUCGGCCGAGGACAGGGUGUAUCUGCUGCAGAAGGGCGUCUUUGUGAUGCCUCAUGUGCGGCUGCAGAACGCUCUCCUGAGGGCGUUUGUCGAGUAUGUGUAUCCGUACAUGCCCUUGCUGGAGCUGCAUGAGUUCCUCAAAGCAAUCAACGACCGGACCGGAGCAUCCGGCAAGGUCAGCCUGUUCUUGUACCAUGCGGUGAUGUUCAGCGCCACGGCGUUCGUGGACGAGACGCUGUUGAAAGAGGCGGGGUAUGCGAGCCGCAGAGAAGCCAGGAGAGUGUUCUUCUCCAGGACAAGGCUUCUCUAUGACUUCGACUACGAGACCGACCGGCUCAUCCUCGUGCAGGGCCUGCUGCUCAUGACCUACUGGUACGAGACACCAGAUGACAGCAAGGACACCUGGCACUGGAUGGGCAUCGCCAUCUCUCUGGGCCACACGAUCGGUCUGCACCGCAACCCAGCCAAGACGCCGAUGAACCCACGCAAGCAGAAGCUGUGGAAGCGGGUGUGGUGGUCAUGCUUCAUGCGCGAUCGCCUGGUGGCCCUGGGCAUGCGUCGGCCAACACGCAUCAAGACGGGCGACUUCGACGUGCCCGAGCUCGUCGAGGGCGACUUCGAGAUCGAGGCCCUGCCCGAUGACAACACGGUGUUGGGCCCCGAGUGCGAGCUGAUCCACAACGUGACGAUGCAGCGCGAGCUGGCCCUGAUGUGCAUCGAGAAGGCCAAGCUGUGCCGGCUGAUCGGCGACGUGCUCCAGGUCCAGUACAGCGUGCUGGGCCGCGCCGGCGUUCGUCCCGAACACACGACCAAGAGCACGCACAUGCUCUUGCCCAACAAGAACCCGGACAACAUGCAGGAGGUUGAAGAGGUCGACCGCCGCCUGCGCGAUUGGCUCGCUGAGCAGCCCGAGUGUUGUCGGUACCGUUCCCUCGACAGCUGCACCAUCACAGAUGCCAACAAGGCCAUCGCCGUUCAACGCAAUUUGCUGCACAUGGUGUACCAUACCACCAUCUCGGCGCUACACAGGCCGUUGUUCCUGCCUGCGAACCCGUCCCAAGAGCCCAGCCCGCCGACCGAGGUGCAGGAGACUGCCCGGCAGCGCGUCCGCGAGGCCGCUGAGCAUAUCACUCGCAUGGUAGCUGAGAUGCGCCGCUAUAGCCUCGAGAGGUACCUGCCGACCGUCGGUGUGACCGUCAUCUUGCCGGCAACCAUCAUUCAUAUGCUCGACAUGAAGAACACUGAUCCGCAGGCGCGCCAAAAGGCUGCCCAGGGCCUGAAGGAGUGUCUGACGGUCAUGAGCAACCUACGCAGCAUCUACGCGUCGGCCGAUUUCGCCACCGGCUUCCUGGAUGCAGCUCUGCGCAGCUUCCUGGGUACCACAAACCCGGCUGCUCAAGCCCAGGCCCAACAGCAGCAACAGCAGCAACAGCAACAGCAACAGCAACAGCAGCAACAGCAGCAUGCCCCUCCCAUCCUCCGUACUGCCACGAACCCUGCUCAGAAGUCGAUAGCUCGACCGCUCGCCCCGGCUCUUCCUUUGACUCAACUUUCUCCCAAGCUGCGCACUGUCGGCGCGCCGACCUUCACGAAUAUGAACCACCGUCCUUCAACCCCGCCGCCAGAGAACGCGCCGUACCUCAACCCUCAGGAAGUGUCGCUCUUCCACUCCAACCAGCCCGCGCAGGCGGCCUUUACGCAACCGUCCACGUCGACAACGGCCGAGGGCACGAUUGCGAUUGCCAUGGCGGCUGCGAGCGCCGGCUCGCAGGGUCUAGGCAACCUGGCUGUCUCGAGGGGCGCGACGCCGCCCAUGACGGACGGCGAGGAUGCUGCGGGCAACGACAACGGCGUCAGCAGCGACAACAGCAACAGCGAGAACGGCGUUUUCGGAGUCGGUUUCGGCGUCGGUAGCAUCGCCCCCACAGCAGGCGCCACACCCCCAAGCAGCAACGACGGCGGCGACGGCGAUGUGUUUAUGGCAGAUGCUCACGACGCCGAGCAGCACAAGCAGGUCUCUAGCAGCCACCAGCACCACGCCUCCAUUUCCUUCCUCGAUGCGACUACUGCCGCGAACGCCAAUCCGUCUGGGAGCAACGGAUUCGAUUUCGAUCAGUGGCUGCAGUUCCCUGCUGAGGGCGGCGGUGGUCUGGGCGGACAGACUGGCAACGAUGGAGACAUGUUCCUAUCGGGAGGUAUGUUUGGGGGGCGCGGGGACGGCAGGAGUGGGCAUGGAAGGUGA